AAAGAAAAAAAAAAGUCUGCUAAUUGCUAAUUGUAGGCGCCCUGAGGGCAGGUACUAUGACUUACUAAUUCUUAUAUACUUGGCGUCUGUUACAAAGACUGAUACAAUGCAGGCAGCACCCUAUAAAUACUUAUAGAAUUUUACUGAUGUGACAAUCACUUUAAUUAGUAAAAUAGCACACUUCUACGAUUCAAAAAGAAACAUGUCGGUACUAGAUAUUGUAGACAUUUUUCCCAAGGGAGCUUUUUCUUGACCCAACUCAGCCUAAAUUUUUAGUAGAAAAAUAUUAAUAAAGGAAAUAUAGAAAAUACCUUUCCAACAGAAAGAAUAAAAAGCAAAGAAAAAGGAUUUAAAAACGCAAAAGAGAAUAAAUGAAUACAAACCAAAAGAUUAGUGUAGCAAUGUCAGUAACAGAAAAAUAUGACUUAAGCAAAAAGUUAUAGUAGAAAUAGAGGAAUCUUAACCGAAAGAUAAAAAAGUUCACUUCACAGAAAAGCUGUCUCUAGGGCCCAGACUCCUGUGAGGCAAGAGAGGUGAUCGAGUCGUGAAAAUGCAGUCAGAUUUUGUUUUUAUUUAAAAUUGCAGCAUUUUACUAAUUAUAGACUUUUUUGCAUUAAUUUUUAUUUUUAAAAAUAUUGCAUCCAAAUAUUGCUUAUCUUCAUUACGGAGUUCUGUUGGCGGUCCCUUAAAUUCUGCACCUGAGGCUCGUGCCUCAUUUUAAUCCUGGCUGUGGACCAGGAGGGUACUUGGACGUCUGAAAACAUAACCCCAAGUGUUAUAUCACGUAAGUAGACAGAAAUGCAAGAAAAAAAAAAACUGGCAUAAUCCCAAUAACAGUGGGAGAUUUUAACAUACCCGCAUCAAAAGCUGACUGAUCAAUUAAAAAAAAAAAAACUAGUAAAGGUUAGGGAAUGCGCGCACAAUACAAAUAGUUUUUUCCUGCAGCUCUGUGAAGGGCAGCCCGCGGUAGGCUAGGCGUGGUCCUGGACGCCCCAGCCGGCUCCCCCGGGUCCAGGCGUGCGCUUGCCGGCGACGUGGGCGUCUGGGCAUCCGGCCGUCACGCGCUGCCUGGGACUCCAUCCUACCCUUCGCGUAGUACUUGUUAUACUUUGGCACCUUCUUCACGCCGGUCCUCUCCGCGCGCCAGUAGGAACCGUCCACGGCCUUAAAGAAGCCUCCUCACCAGCCAUACUUCCCAUUGCCUCCAGCUGUUGCACGGAGGUUUCACAUCAUAUUUCCAGAAGGCUCCUGGAAAGAGUGAAUAUGUGUCGCAUCCAGAGAGCUGAUGGGGAUUGUGACUUGGCUGCUGUCAUCCUUCAUGUCAAGCGCAGAAGAAUCUGUGUCAGCCCGCACAACCAUAUUGUUAAGCAGUGGAUGAAAGUGCAAGCUGCUAAGAAAAAUGGUAAAGGAAAUGUUUGCCACAGGAAGAAACACCACGGCAAGAGGAACAGUAACAGGGCACAUCAGGGGAAACACGAAACAUACGGCCAUAAAACUCCUUAUUAGAGAGUCUACAGAUGAAUCUACAGAGACAAUUCCUCAAGUGGACUUGGCCAUGAUUGGUUGUAAGUUUAUCAUCUGAAUUCUCCUUAUUGUAGACAACAGAACAAAACAAAAUAUUGGUUUUUAAAAAAUGAACAAUUGUGCAAUAUACAAAUGUAGCCAAUAAUAUACUCAACUGGAAAAUGAAAUGAAAAGAUAAUACUAGCUGGGUACGGUGGUUCACUCCUGUUAUCCCAGCACUUCGGGAGGCUGAGGCAGGAGGAUCACUUGAGGCCAGGAGUUUGAGACCAGCCUGGGCAACAUAGCAAGACCUCAUUUCUACAAACAAAAAAAAAAUUAGCCCAGCAUGGUAGUACUUGCCUAUAAUCCCAGCCACAUGGGAGGCUGAGGUGGAAGGAUCACUUGAGUCUGGGAGAGUUUGAGGUUGCAGUGAGCAGCCUGGGUGACAGAAUGAGACCCUGUCUCUAAAAAUAAUAAUAAUAAUGAUAGUGCUUAUCUUCAUAUAAUAUUUUAAGAGGAGCAUAUAGAUAUAACUUCUCCCAACUUUUUAAUUAUAGUUUUCCAAACUUACAGAGAAGUUAAAAGAAUGGUACAAUGAACAUCUAUAUAUCUUUCACCACAAUAUUAAUCAUUGUUAAUAUUGUGUCACAUUUGCUUUCUCUCUCCUCUCUUUGUAUGUGUUUCUAUAUAAAAUAUUAUAACUUUUUAAAUAUAUCUUGUUUGCUAAACCAUUUGAAAAUAAGUUGCAAACAUCAUGACACUUCACCCCUAGUUUCUUUUUGGUGUUAUAACUUGACAUACCCUAAAAUAAAGACAUUUUUCUACAUAAUCACCUUACCAGUUUUAUACCUAAAAAAUUAACAAUUUCAUCUAAUAUAUUCCAUAUUCAAAUUUUCCCAACUAUUUAGAGAGCACUUUAUGUAGUUUUUUUUUUCACUCCAGUAAUCAAUCAAGGUUGACAUACAUAUUGCAAAUAAUUGUUAUUUUUCUUUAAUAUCUUUCAAUCUAAGAAAGUUCCUCUAUCUUUUUUUUUUUUAUUUUUAAAAUUAUUUUGUUGAGGGAGGGUCUUGCUGUGUCUUCCAGGCUGGAGUGUAGUGGCACAAUUUUGAUUUUGGCUCACUGAAGCCUCAACCUCUAGGGCUCAAGCAGUCCUCCCACCUCAGCCUCCUGAGUGUCUGGGACCAAGGUGCAUACCCACCACACCUGGCUAAUUUUGCUUAUUUUUUGUAGAGACAGGGUCUCACUAUGUUGCCCAGGUUGGUCUCAAACUCCUGGGCUCAAGCGAUCCUCCCACCUUAGCCUCCCAAAGUACUGGGAUUAUAGGUGUGAGCCACAGUGCCUGGCCUAAUUAUUUUCUUAUGAUCAAAUUCAGGUUUAAUGUUUUUGGUUAAGAAUAUCCUAUGUGAAUUCGUAUACUUAUUUUGUCAUUUAGAGUUCAUAAAUAUUAGGGUUUAUUUUCUAAAUAGAAAAGUUUAAACUAAAUAUAACUUCAAAACGUCUAGUUUGAGUAGCUACCAUUGUUUGGAUUGAAAUUUUCUGAUACUGAAAAGAACAAAAAGCCUGCCUUGCUGCCCAGAACCUUUUGCCUCCCCCAGUCAGUUCUUGGAGCAGCACUAGUUAGGGGCCCAGAGUUCCGUCCUCUGUGUGGUGAUUUUACGCUCUGCCUUAACAAGGAGGCUACAUCUUUUAGCUCCUAUCCCACCCUUCUCACACCUUUUUGUUGUUGUUUGGUUGUUUUUUUUGAGACAGAGUCUCACUCUGUUGCUCUGGCUGGAGUGCAGUGGCACAAUCUCGGCUCAUUGCAACCUCUGCCUCCCGGGUUCAAGUGAUUCUCUUGCCUCAGCCUCCCAAGUAGCUGGUAUUACAGGCGCCCGGCCACCACACCCCGCUGAUUUUUGUAUUUUUAGUAGAGACAGGGUUUUCCCAUGUUGGCCAGGCUGGUCUCAAAUUCCUGAACUCAAGUGAUCCACCCGCCUCUGCCUCCCAAAGUGCUGGAAUUACCGGCGUGAGCCACCGUGCCAGGCUCACGUGUUUGAGUUGAUACCAUUGUGCCAUUCCUCUUUUGGCCUCUUUUUUGUCCAUAGAGGCUUCAAGAUAGGUAGGUAAGAGCCCAGUAGUGUUCACAAGAAGCCAGUAGAGAGCAGGAGCCACUGUAUCAGGUGGCAGGUGUCCUGGGCCUCCCUGCUGGCUAGUCUCAAGCAGUGGUGUUGCCAGGAUGUCUUGGAGGUGAUAAUGGGACACACAGAGGCACUGAGUCUCCAUAGGUUAAAAUGCCACCAAAACUGGCCUUUGCCUAAUAUCCCUCAUUGACUAUUUAGCAUUUAAUUUAUUUAUUUUCCUGACAUUUCUGCAAGCUUUGUAUUUAUAUUUCCACUUUAUGAAUGGGGAAACUUGAGGCUCUUAGAGGUAAACUGACUUGCCCAGGUCACACAGUAAGUGGCAGAGACGAGCUUUUUAAAUAAGAAAAAAUUAAUAAAAUAUAAUAUGAGAGUAACUUAAAAUAUUAAUAAACCACAAUUUUAAAUUAAUUAACCAUGAUAACCAACAUUAAUAAAAGUUAAUAUACCAAAACACUGGUGUCUAAUUCUUUCAACGAACAACUUGAAUUAUUUUCCAUUUU
Nomascus leucogenys (northern white-cheeked gibbon) is the source of this 4123-nucleotide messenger RNA. RefSeq names its product C-C motif chemokine ligand 28 (gene CCL28). Gene Ontology annotation, molecular function: chemokine activity. The record is from RefSeq and is a predicted model, not a curated record. Gene Ontology annotation, cellular component: extracellular region. Lineage: Eukaryota; Metazoa; Chordata; Mammalia; Primates; Hylobatidae. Gene Ontology annotation, biological process: immune response; cell chemotaxis; positive regulation of cell-matrix adhesion. The coding region runs from base 1264 to 1506 and encodes 80 amino acids. The transcript has 3 exons.